CCCUGGCAACGGCCCCUCGUACCCGGAAGUCGUUGUCUUCGCCGCGAAAUAUCAACAGCUCAACUUCAGAGCGAUGGAAGUUUCUUGAACAGAUGUGCAUUAAGAACCAGUCUCUGCAGGGGUAGAAGGUGUGGUGGAGUGACGGGGGAGAGUGACGGCCGCCAUGCAGCGGAGUAAAGCGGCCGUGAGUGUGGAGGUGAGGCGGGUGGUCGCAGCGCUGUGCAGGCUGGUCGCGGCCACCGGCCUGCAGUCUGUCCCCACACCGGAGAGCUUCAGACGGGCUAAAUUCGGUGGCGGACCCGAGGUGGAGGACCAGCUCUGGCAGCUCCUCUCUGAUGUCCUCCAGACGUCUCUCCUCGUUUCCAGUGGAGCUAGUGUGCAGCCAGGAGGAGCUGCAGAGAACAGGAAGCUGGUGGUGGCAGGCCUCUGGCAGACUGGCUACCACGCUGGCUGGAUGUAUGGGAGCUGGGGAGGAGGAGCAGGAGGGGAGGGAGUGAGACCCUCCAGCAGAGACCUCCUCCUGGCGCUGGGCUGGCUGCUGGCUGCAGGAAAACUGGAGGAGCUGCUGACACUGCGAGUGCAGCAGCUGGACAAAACACUGCUCGCACCUACACCUGUGAACCCUCAGCUCACCAACAGGCUCCCGUCAGACUCCGCAUCUCUAAAGAGACUACACUGGCUCAUUGGCUGCCUGAGAUACCAGGGGCGGACCCUGCUGUCCAUGCAAGAGGAGCGAACCCGCUUGCUCCACGCUGUUUUCUUUGCCAGCAUUUCGUCUUCUGUAUCCUCCUCCUCCUCUGAUCAAAGUUCUGCCGUGCUAACGGAGGACUGUGUUUGUAUGCAGCAGCUCUGUGACCUGCUAGAAGCAUAUCUAAACUGGAAACAGGUGGAGAAAGUCUUCUGGACCUGGAUGGACAGUGUGUUGGAUGGCCAUCUGACAGAUCCUGUCAUCAAGAAGCCUACGCAUGAUGCACCCUAUGGAAAUGCAAGAGUGUGUCACCACGGAAACCGGGGGCUAGAGAAACUGGAGGACAUGCUUUUGAGGCUGCCUACAGGACAGAAAGGACAGAGGAGAGCCAGAAGGGAUGGUGAGGACAGAGGAGAAGGAGGAGAGAGGUCGCAAUGUGGAUCGGACACCUCUCGCCUCCCUCCUCUUGUCUCCUCUUUCUCCUGCUUGCCCUCCCUCCCCCAGGUCUACCGAGCCAGGCUCCAGACUGAGAGGCCAGUCAGACACAGCAGACGCCCAGCAGAAGGGACCCACCGCGGGGCAGAGACCCCGGACGAGCUCCAAGCGUCUCAGGCUGCCCAGCUGCUUCUUCAGACGGAGGCUCUGCUGCUGGAGAGGAGGGACAGGCAGAGACUGGCCAAUAGGACGCAGCUGCAGGAGAUGAUUGGCAGCUUGGACGAACUGGUGUUGAUACCGCCACAGACUUUUUUAAAUCCUCGAACUGCUGAUUUAUUCAUUCAGAAAUAAACACAAUAUGGAUUUUAUUUUGUAGUUUGACAUUCG
Messenger RNA from Anoplopoma fimbria (sablefish), 1510 nucleotides. It is a transcript of the gene tedc1, whose product is annotated as tubulin epsilon and delta complex 1. NCBI's taxonomy places the organism in Eukaryota, Metazoa, Chordata, Actinopteri, Perciformes, Anoplopomatidae. The transcript is spliced from 8 exons. The record is from RefSeq and is a predicted model, not a curated record. The coding region runs from base 164 to 1474 and encodes 436 amino acids.